This is a messenger RNA of Diospyros lotus (date-plum), 6721 nucleotides long. RefSeq names its product pentatricopeptide repeat-containing protein At2g27610. Bases 40 to 2679 code for a protein of 879 amino acids. Lineage: Eukaryota; Viridiplantae; Streptophyta; Magnoliopsida; Ericales; Ebenaceae. Gene Ontology annotation, biological process: RNA modification. The record is from RefSeq and is a predicted model, not a curated record. Gene Ontology annotation, molecular function: RNA binding; zinc ion binding; protein binding. The transcript has 3 exons.
AAGAGCUAACUCAAACGCUCUCCCUCCUUGAAGGCCGGGAUGGUUCUAAAGCAUGUUAGAAAAGCCUCACCAACUAAAAUCCACCGAACUUUCGAAUCUUUUCACCAAUUGCAGAACUGGUUUCCUACCAAAUCUUUCAGACGAUCACAAGUUGUUGCCAUCGAGCUUGAGACUACACCGGGAGGUAUAGAAUCUGCCGGUUUUUGUGGGGGACGCCACCCGUUCGAUGAAAUUCCCCAACGAAGCCUUUCAGACAACAAUCAUUUGCUGUUCAAGUUCUCCCGCAAUAAUCUCUAUGUCCAGGCACUAAAUCUCUUUAUGGUUACUCACCAUUCUGGCUUGCAGAUGGAUGGGUCUACCCUUUCUUGUAUUCUGAAGGUCUGCGGAUGCCUGUCCAAUCAGAUUAUUGGUGAACAAGUGCAUUCUCAUUGCAUUAAAUCUGGGUUCUUGGGGGAUGUUAGUGUUGGGACUUCUCUUGUUGAUAUGUAUAUGAAAACUGCGAAUGUUGUAGAUGGGAGGAAUUUUUUUGAUGAAAUGAAGGACAAGAAUGUGGUGUCUUGGACUUCAUUGCUUGCAGGUUAUUCAUGGAAUGGCUUAGUUGAUCAGGCAAUGGAAAUAUUUUUCCAGAUGAAAACAGAGGGAUUCACCCCUAAUCCGUUUACCUUUGCUGCUGUUCUUGGAGCUUUGGCAGAUGAUGGUGCAGUUAACAAGGGAACUCAAGUACACAGCAUGAUUGUUAAAAAUGGUUUUGCAUUGACUACAGUCGUAGGUAACUCUUUGAUUAAUAUGUAUUCGAAGUCAGGGAUGAUCAGAGAUGCCAGAGCUGUGUUUGACAAUAUGGAGAACAGAGAUGCAGUUUCCUGGAAUUGCAUGAUUACUGGUUUUGUGACAAAUGGUCUUGAUGUGGAAGCUCUUGAACUAUUUUAUGACAUGAGACUCACUGGUAUAAAGCUUACGCAAAUGAUUUUUGCUACAAUUACUAAGUCAUGCGGCAGCCUUAAAGAACUGGGUUUUACAAGACAGCUCCAUUGUCAGGUUCUUAAGAAUGGGUUUGCUUAUGAUCUCAAAAUCAGAACAGCACUUAUGGUUGUUUAUAGUAAAUGCCAUGAAAUGGAUGAUUCUUUAAGAUUGUUCUGUACAAUGCAGGGGCUUUGGAAUGUGGUGUCAUGGACAGCCAUGAUUAGUGGUUACUUGCAGAAUGGGGAAGAAGAGCAAGCAGUGAAGCUUUUCUGCCAGAUGAGGAGAGAGGGUGUUGGACCAAAUCAUUUCACUUAUUCAGCCGUCCUUACUGCUCAUCCUACUGUUUCUCUCUUCCAAAUCCAUGCACAAGUGAUCAAAGCAAAUUAUGAGAACUCACCUUCAGUAGGCACUGCACUUCUAGAUGCUUACAUUAAGAUAGGUAAUACCAGUGAAGCUGCAAAAGUUUUUGGAGUUAUAGAAGAGAAGGACAUUGUAGCAUGGUCUGCAAUGCUAGCUGGAUAUGCUCAAAUUGGAGAUACUGAGGGAGCUGUUAAAAUUUUCCUCCAGUUAGCAAAGCAGGGGGUUUGGCCAAAUGAGUUUACCUUCUGCAGUGUCAUCAACGCAUGUGCUAGUCCUGCUGCAGCAGUGGAGCAGGGAAAACAGUUUCAUGCGAGCUCAAUUAAAUCAAGAUAUAGUAGUGCCCUAUGUGUAAGUAGUGCUCUUGUUACCAUGUAUGCAAAAAGAGGGAACAUUGAGAGUGCAAACCAAAUUUUCAAGAGGCAGCAGGAGAGAGACUUAGUUUCAUGGAACUCGAUGAUCUCAGGAUAUGCACAACAUGGCUGUGGCAAGAUGGCUCUUAAAGUAUUUGAGGAAAUGCGAGAGAAUAACAUAGAAAUGGACAAUAUAACAUUUGUAGGUGUAAUUUCUGCCUGCACUCAUGCAGGGCUAGUUGAUGAAGGUAAAAAAUACUUUGAUAUGAUGGUCAAAGAUCUUCACAUUGAUCCAACAAUGGAACACUAUUCAUGCAUGGUUGAUCUAUAUGGUCGAGCUGGAAUGCUUGAAAAAGCCAUGAAUCUCAUAAACAGGAUGCCACUCCCAGUGGAUGCAACUGUUUGGCGUGCUCUUUUGGCAGCUUGCCGUGUUCAUAUGAAUUUGGGUUUAGGUAAACUUGCUGCAGAAAAGAUAAUUUCACUUCAGCCACAAGACUCAGCUGCAUAUGUCCUGCUAUCAAAUAUGUAUGCAGCAGCAGGAAAGUGGCAAGAAAGAGCCAAGGUGAGAAAAUUGAUGGAGGAGAGGAAGGUAAGAAAAGAAGCUGGGUACAGCUGGAUUGAGGUGAAGAACAAGACAUUUUCAUUCAUAGCUGGUGAUAAUUCACAUCCCUUAUCAGAUCGUAUUUAUUUAAAACUCGAAGAGUUACAUAUAAGAUUGAAGGAUGCAGGAUAUCUUCCAGAUACUAAUUUUGUGCUACAAGAUGUUGAAGAUGAGCACAAAGAAGCUAUUCUUUCUCAACACAGUGAGAGAUUGGCCAUUGCUUUUGGAUUAAUUACCACUUCCCCUGGUACUCCAAUUCAGAUUGUGAAAAAUCUUCGAGUUUGUGGUGACUGUCAUGCUGUAAUCAAGUUAAUAUCUAUGAUUGAAGGGAGAGAGAUUACUGUUCGAGAUUCAAACAGAUUUCAUCAUUUUAAAGGAGGUUUAUGCUCUUGUGAUGAUUAUUGGUGACUCUUAAACAGAUGGGUAAAGAAUGGGCUGUAAUGGAAACUUGUGCAAGUGAUCCACCUCAAUUUUGUACAAAGUAGAAGGUUAUUGCCAAACAGCAUGUUGAAGUUCAAAUCUAUACACAGUACAUCCCCCAAAUUCAUGGCCUGAUGAAGGACCCAUACACAACAUAAGCAUAUGGAUUAGCAUCUUGUUGCUGCAGUACAUUCAACAUAUUAAGGAAGAAAGAUACUUGGAGCUUUUAAAUACUGGCUGGUGGUUUAAUCAGGGAGGAGUCUCUGUGGAAAUGUCAUGUCAACACUUUGCAAAGACUGAGCUAUGAGAAGAAGUUUAUGAUCAUUUAUCUCCUCAUUGAUGUUAAUACAGUGGCCAGAGGGGCACUUCGUCUGCAUUUGUUUGUACUGCCAAAGAAACAGAUUUGACAUAGCUUUGAGAAUGUAAAGAUGUCAAAAUCUUUCAAUAGGUAUAUGGAGAGGUGUGAUGCAUUGCUUGCACCAGUAAUGCAGAAAAAACAAAUGAUGUUCUUAGAUCAAAAUCAUAACUUUGUCUGAAUCUGUUCCUUCAACUGGAUUUUAUGAGAGUAGGACCAUAAAGAUUUGAAGGUUGCCAGAUUCCAAGAAGGUGACCUGAGUUUGAUAUGGUAGCCAGUUUAGAAAUGGAAACAGGGAAUGGAGGUGUAAGAUUAAUGUUACAUCUGACAUAUUAUAUACCUGUGACUCCCAUAGCCAGUGAAUUUCAUGUUGUGCAAUACUCUCUCCAGUUUACGACAAACUGGAGUUUGCUUUGUCAGGUAGAAACAUUUAAACUUGCAUACUUCAUUUGGUUAAUGAGAAAAUGCUGUUUUACUAAACUUAAUGAGUUCUGAAACUAUUCACUGCAGUAGUGAGAAAUUCAUCAACUUGGACUUUGUCUAGGGUAAUAAUAGUCAUGGCAAUGGGUUUCCUUAAUAACAAGAGUUUGUGAUGACAAGAAAUAUUUGAUUUUUUCACUGUAAGGUUGUUAAAUCUUUAUCCCCAAUGCUCAUGUUAGGACUUCCCUCUUCCUUGUGAAACUGGGGAAGGGGGUGAACAAGCCCAUACAAGUGCGGGAAGAGAGAGAAAAUAGGGUAUGGAUGUGGCUGGAGAGAGAAACAUACCAGGACUAGGGUUUAGACUCUGAUACCAUGAUAAAUUAGAGAGAAAAAAUGGAUGAAUGAUUUAUCUUCUCUCUUAUUGAUACUAUUGAGUCAAUUAUAUACAGGAAGUAACGGGCCAUAGGCUGUGCAGUACAAGUAUAGUAUGGUUAAUGCUAAUGUAAUACAAUAGCUAAACUACGAUAUAUACACUAUUCUAACAGUUACCUUAUUAGUAUUGUUUCCUUUAUUUUUUUGCUACCUCAAUUGGGUUGACUAAUCCCUAACUAUUUGGGAUUGGUUGCCUAAAUUGGAAUCCACACUUGUAAUAAAUACCUAGUGUAUAGUGUAAGUAACACAAUACAAUACAAUAUAGAAAAGUGUACUUUUCCACAUCAGUUUAUGCAGUUCAAUUUCCAAUUAAAUGAAGGAUAAAUUGACUGUACAUCCUUUGAUCUUUGGUCCUUUGACUAAAAAAUCCUUGAACUUUACAAUUCGUUAAAUUAGUCCUUGAACUUUUGUCCUUUGGUGUCGUGGCUAAUUUUGGAAAGUUUGAGAAUUGAUUGGGUGAAUUUUAAAAUUUAUGGGCCGUCCAGGCCAAAUGACCAAAGUUUGUGUGUGUGUGUGGGGGGGGGGGGGGGGGGGUGUUGGUUUGGUCAAUUUAUCCAUAAAUGAAUUCAGUAAAAAAGAAACUCCUUUUUCAUUGCUAGAAUUCACAUUGAAAUGCAUUGGACUGAAAGAUGCACGCCAUUUUAAGUCAAAUAGAACCUACUUUUAUAAUGUCUGGAGUUACUGUAUUCGGUCACAUUGAGAAAAAGACUGCCAUCUGCAGUGCAAGUUAGUGAAAAGGUUUGUAUCUGUUUUGCUUGAUUGUAGCAACUAGUUUCCCGUAAUGGCAAAGAUUUCUUAUUAAAUUUAGAGUCGUGCUACAAUGUUGAAGUCCGCCCAGUUCACAUAGAUGAAAUCCGUCCGAAUUUUAUUUAAAUGCGCGCGCGGUGUUUUCAAGGUGAGGAUAUUUUUGACAUUUGAUAUUUUUAGUCAUCCCGUACAUUAACUAAUUCGGGCAAAGUAGAAUAAUCCUUAAAUUUAAAAGUUCCCUACAUAGAUCAGUUUUUCCAUUUAUGUCAGAUGAAGCUUGAAACUUACUUUUCUGCUGCUACAUAAGCUUUAAAUUCUUCUGCCUGUUCUUGACCAAUUAACGUGCUUGGAAUCACGAACUGAAAGCUGACAUCUUUUAAAAGUAGUGGAUCUAUGAGUAUUAUCCCCACAACACCACCUUCUCUUACAAAAGUCUCCUUUUCUGUUUGACUAUCACUGUUUGACUCAAUCUCACAGACCACAAUCUCCCUUUUGAUUAAGGUAGGGGCUAAAGUAUUGUUCUUGCAGAAGCUAGAGAGGAAUAUUUGACAGAAAAAGUCAUUAGAACACAGAGAUAGUAGCCUGAUAAUAAUCACUAGAUUUGAUUGUAUUUCUCACGGUGAAAAUUUUGACAUUCUUGAUGUAUGUGGAAAAAUGUGCAAUACGAAUUUUGGAUUAUUUAUCAAAAUUGUUGCAGAAAACAUUAUAUACAUCCGAGACAGUGAGCAGAAGAUCCUUUCUUUUUGUUCAGUUUAAUUUACCUUGCAUUCUUUUGGGGAACUCCUGGGGCUACUGCAACACUUUCUGCUAUCAAACUAUAGUAGCCCUUCAUGUUUGGUUGAGUUAAACCAAAAUCCUGUAAACGUAUGAGCAGAUUGAAACUCACCUUUUUCAGAGGUGAGAAGAUCAUAUAUGAGCAGAUAAAUCACCUUUAACAUUUUUGAAUUUCCAAGAUAAAUAUAAGAUUGAAACUCAUAAUCUAUAGUGCUUGCAGCAACAUUGAGGAUCCAUGGAACAACAUUAGAUGUAGUGCCUGGGAAAAAGCUGUUCCCAGCUGAUGCAGAGACAAGAAUUCCUUUCUGGAAUGUGUGGAAAGUUCCUAUUGGUAUUGCGUCCUGUAAGUAACUCGUCUGGGGUGGCAAAGGACCAACUAACAGAAAUAAUGUCAACACCAUCGUGAAUUGCAUCAUCCAGGGCCAUGAGAAGAUCGGCAUCAUUGCAGAUACCAAACCAACAAGCCUUGUAGAUGGCAGGUCUAGCAGUUGAGAACCAGCCACUGUGGAGGCAGUGUGAGUUCCAUGCCCAUCAGCAUCACGAGCUGACUGGAAAAAUGGUAGCUUGAAAUGCUCGAGAGGUUUGUUGUCUGCUUCAAACCCUUUAAAGUAGAAUCAAGCUCCAAUGAUUUUCCUACAAGGGGUUCAGCAUAGCACUGCCGCACUGCCAUAUGAGCCAGAACCUUGCAUUUGCAGUGGUAUGUAUAAUUUAGCAUGCUGUUAUGGAUUCUAGGCCUAGGGGGCACUGGACCUAGGCCUUCAUCACUGAAGCUCCGGGACUCUGGCCAAAUUCCUGAAAGUAAGGAAGAACUAGGAUCUUGACUGUGUUGUUUCCUGGGAUGCCCUUUCUUAGCAUUCCCGAAAAACACAUGCACAUUGCAUCAACACUUACCUUCGUAUUGGUGGUGAUGGCGAUUCCAUGUAAAACCAGAAACUUGAGGAAGAAGAAGACGGCGAGAACUUUGGCUACCAUGUUUUCUGGUGAAAACCCAGAACAGCAAAUACUGGAAAAACAAGGUAUGGCUGGACCGGCUGGUUUGAGAAUGUAAAAUGGUGAUGAUUUUACAUGAAUUUUGCAGGGCCUUUUUAUGGGCAAAACAAUUAAAUAGCCGGCUUGGCCUGAGUUAGGGCUGAAUUUGAUUGAAAUUUGGAAUCAGAUUUUGGAUAUUCUGUAAACAUGUAAUGAAAAAAGUAAAUGGAUUCAACUGUGUGUACUCAGUUGGAGGUUUUUGUAGCCGGCUAAUGUUAGAUGCUCACUCAAGCAAUACAGUGCUGAACACGACAUUUUGAUAAUUUUUUUACA